This is a messenger RNA of Jaminaea rosea, 2724 nucleotides long. RefSeq names its product DNA repair helicase. NCBI's taxonomy places the organism in Eukaryota, Fungi, Basidiomycota, Exobasidiomycetes, Microstromatales. The transcript has 4 exons. The record is from RefSeq and is a predicted model, not a curated record. Gene Ontology annotation, molecular function: ATP binding; DNA binding; DNA helicase activity. The coding region runs from base 1 to 2724 and encodes 907 amino acids. Gene Ontology annotation, cellular component: nucleus. Gene Ontology annotation, biological process: nucleobase-containing compound metabolic process; establishment of sister chromatid cohesion.
AUGGCUGCAGAGCCUCUGCCCGAAUCUGAUCGUGGAGUGCUGCUGCCCACACCAGAGCGAAGUGGAGCCGCCUUCUCCUUCCCCUAUGCACAGCCUUACUCCAUCCAGCUCGAUCUCAUGACGGCCCUCUUUGAGGCGAUCGAGGAGCGCAAGGUGGCCGUCUUUGAGAGUCCCACGGGCACGGGAAAGUCGCUCAGUCUCAUUUGUGCAACUUUUACGUGGCUGCGAGCCAAUGCACAGAGGACAGCAGCGCAAUGGCAGGACGACGAGCUGGAGCAGGACAAGGCCGCGUCCGAAGAUGGUCAAGCCUUGUCCACCAAAGAGCCGCGGGAGCCAGCUUGGGUGCUCAAGCAGGCUGCUGAGCGACGCAAAAAGGAUGCAAUGAGGGCUGAAGAGGAUCUCAAGGAACGCAUCGCGAUGGUUAGGAGAAAGGAAGCGGAGCUGAGGAAACGGGCAAAGGAAGAGGCAGCAAGGCAAGGGGCGUCGAGCUUUGUACAUAAAAAGCAGCGCACGGCCAUGGCAGAUGGCGGCGACGACAAAGACGACAGUGAUGAGGGUGGUGAUGAUGCCUUCUUGCCCUCUACCCUUGGCUCCUCAGGUCAUGGCGACGAGGACUCCAACUUGACGCCAGCUGUACGGGCCUUGAUGGCCCAAUUCUCGUCAGGCGGCGGCAGGAACAGCGAGGUGGAUGAGCUGCCCGAGACGAUGCCCAAAGUCAUCUAUGUCUCUCGCACGCACUCGCAGCUGAGCCAAUUUGUCGCCGAGCUCAAGAAGACGGCCUUCGGCAAGGACCAUGCAACAGAGGAAACGCAAGGCCCCGCUAGAGUCAUCCCGCUAGGCAGUCGCAAGCAGAUGUGCAUCAACGAAAAGGUGCAAAAGGUCGGCGCAAAGUCGGGGGCCGAAGCCAUGAAUGAGGCGUGCAAAGACGCUGUCUCGUCAAAGAAGCAACGCUGCAAGUUCCUGCCUCCCUUGGAUGAGGCGGGCAGAGCGAAAGUGCUCGACUUCAGGGAUCGAGCCAUGGCAUCGGUGAAGGACAUCGAGGAUCUCGUCGAGAUGGGCAAGGACAUGGAGACGUGUCCCUACUAUGCAGCGAGGACGAGCGCCAGGCAAGCCGAGCUGGUCACGCUGCCGUACAGCUUGCUCCUGCAGAAGACGGCCAGAGAAACGCUGGGCAUCUCGCUGAAGGGCUCAAUCGUUCUGGUUGACGAGGCGCACAAUCUCAUCGACACGGUGCUCGCCGUCCAUACUUGCUUCAUCAAUUCGACGCAGCUCACAGUCGCAAAGGGUCAGAUCGAAGAGUACCUUCGUCGAUUCGGGGGCAGGCUGCGCGGCGACUCUGAGGUCCACCUUCGCACGCUGCGUCGCCUUCUUGAUGGCCUCGAGAAGCUUUGCAGCAGGUGGGCGCAAAGCAAGACAAAGACCAAAGCGUCGACGCCUGGCGCGCAAGACGAGGAGGUGUGGACCGCAGCCCGUGUCAUCAGCGAGCUCGGCGGCAAUCUCGAUACCAUCAACUUUGCGCAGCUGGAGCGCUUCCUCAAGGAGGGCCAGAUUGCUAGGAAAGUCAGCGGGUAUGCCGAGAAGCAAGCAGCUAAGGCUGAGGUCGCGAACCAGCAAGAGACCAGCAAGAAAGACGUGGCGUUGCGCCCUUCUGCCAUCUCGUCCAUGCACUCCAUUGAGUCCUUUCUCCUCUCGCUGUCCAAUCGUACACAAGAUGGGCGAGUUCUCCUCACUUUACUCCGCCAUGUCGACGGUCGCCCUCCUGCUGUCCAACUCAAGUACCAGCUGCUCAACCCCAGCGAAGCGUUCCAACCCAUCGUAGACGAAGCGCGCGCGGUGAUUCUCGCGGGAGGGACAAUGGAGCCCAUCUCAGAUGUACGGCUGCAGCUCGUUCCUACUCUCCGCGCUCACCGCUGGUCCCAUUUCUCAUGCGGCCACAUCGUCCCCUCGUCGAAUCUGUUCUGCUCCGUCGUGGCCUCUGGACCACGCGGCAUGCCCUUCGACUUCAAAUUUGGCAAUCGAAACGACGUGCAUCUGCUCGACGACUUGGGCAACGCGCUUGCCAACUUUGCCGCUAUCGUGCCGCACGGUAUCGUCGUCUUCUUGCCAUCGUAUCGUUUUCUCGACGACACGGUGGCGAGGUGGAAGGAGCAAGGCCUCUGGAAGCGACUCGAGGCGAGGAAGCGUGUCUUUACUGAGCCCAAAUUAGCCAGCGAGGUCGACGCUACGCUGCGGCAGUACUCGGAUGCCAUUGAUGCUGCGGCUUCAGCGUCGAGCACCGUGACCGGCUCUUUGCUCCUCGCCGUCGUUGGCGCCAAACUGUCUGAAGGCAUCAAUUUCAGCGAUCGACUAGCCCGUGCAGUCGUCAUGGUAGGCAUGCCCUUCCCAAACUCGCAAAGUGCUGAGCUCAAGGAGAGGAUGAGGCACGUCAAGGAAACGGCAGCAACUCACACUCUGAGCAAGCCAGGCUCUGACGCCGGUCGAGAGCUCUACAUCAAUCUGUGCAUGAAGGCUGUCAAUCAGUCCAUCGGCAGAGCGAUUCGUCACCAAGGAGACUUUGCGGCUCUCCUGCUCCUGGAUGGCCGGUACGGGAAGCAAGAUAUACGCAAUCGUCUGCCUGCGUGGAUACGCGGGCAAACCAAGUCCGAUACUGGUGCAGGGUUCGGUGCCGUUGUGAAGGACCUGGGCGCUUUCAUCAGGGAGAAGAGGGCAAAGGGCUUGCUUUGA